Molecule: messenger RNA, 1053 nt
Organism: Closterium sp. Yama58-4
Lineage: Eukaryota; Viridiplantae; Streptophyta; Zygnematophyceae; Desmidiales; Closteriaceae
Source: the annotation of a GenBank genome assembly
AUGCCGAUUGUUAUGGAUGUGUCACCAGAGGAUGGGGUGCUGCCUGCUGUGGGCGGGUCGGCCAACGUGGAUGGGUGUGUGCGGAAACUCAUGGAGUUCAUGUAUCAUCAGCGCCGCCGCCCUGCUGACAACAACGUGGAGUUCUGGCGGCAGUUCGUGGCGCAGUAUUUCGCCCCGCACGCGCGCAAGCGUUGGUGUGUUGCCUCUUACGGCAGGAGUGGUCGCCAGCCCGCCGGUGUCUUCCCGCAGGACAUCUGGCCCUGCGACCUCUGUGGCGCCAGCCCUGGCAGAGGCUUUGAAAUGACGAUGGAGGUGCUGCCCCGCCUCUUCAAGAUCAAGUACGACAGCGGGGUGCUAGAGGAGGUGCUGUAUGCGGACCUACCCGCGGAGUACAUGCUGCCAGGUGGCGCCGUGGUAUUGGAGUACGACCAUGCCAUUCAGGAGAGCCUCUUCGAGCAGCUGCGGGUGGUGCGCAAGGGCAAGCUCAAGAUCGUCUUCAACUCGGAUCUUAAGAUCACGCUAUGGGAGUUCUGCACGCAGAACCACGAGGAGCUCGUGCCGCGCCGCCUUGUGCUGCAGCAGGUGAGCCGGCUUGCGGAUCUCGCAUUCAAGUUCCAGAACCACCUGCCGGGGUCCCUCACGCCCAACCAGCUCCACUCACAUUGCGCCACUUUCGCCACCAUGUGCCGGGAGCUCACUCACAAGCUGGACGCGCCAACAGUCAAUGACCUGGGCUUCACCAAGUGCUACGUGCGCUGCUUGCAGAUAUCGGAGGUGGUCAACAGCAUGAAGGACCUGGUCAACUACAGCCGAGAGCACAAUAUCGGGCCCAUUGGUGAGUUGAGUUGCCACCUGUACCGUUGGUAUGGUGUGCACAGCUGCACUGUUGCUGUGUCGUGCCACCACAACAGCAGCAGCAUGAAGGACCUGGUCAACUACAGCCGAGAGCACGACAUCGGGCCCAUUGAUUGCUUCACCAUCCCCUCCUCGUUAUGCCCCUUUCUCACAUCCCCCCUUCCCACCCCCCCUUCACAUGCACCCCUCUCUACCUAA